CUGGAACGGCAUCGCUUGAGAAGGACACCCAGAUCCACAGCUUCUUUAUCUUCUCCCCUCACAAUCGCAGUCUGCCACCAGUCAGGUCUGUAGGUCUGUGAGACCAUGCUGCAGCUGCUCUGCUGCUGAGAGGCAAUAUAAAAUCGAAAACAGGAAACCACCAGGUACCAGAAACAACAAAAGGCACUGGCCCAUACUGUAACAGUUGAAAUGGAGGUUCCCACUUCUUUAGGACCCACAGAAGCCAAAGAGAACGCCUCGUCCCCAAUAGUUAACAGUUCUUGUGAAAAUCUGGAAUGCUACAUGGUCCUUAUGAAGGCAGAAAGGACAGCCAUCGGCUCCAUCUGUUUCCUGGCAGGUCCCAUUACACUGCUGGAAAACGCUCUUGUGUUGGGAGUGAUCGCUGCCACAGCCACCCUGCGGCGACGGCCUUCAUAUCUGUUCAUUGCCAGCCUUGCUCUGGCUGAUAUCUUUGCCAGCUGCUUCUUCACCACCAGCUUCCUGGACUUUCACCUCUUUCACCACAGUGAUGGCCCCACGGCCUACCUCUUUAAAUUAGGUGGUGUCACCAUGGCCUUCAGUAGCUCAGUGGGGAGUUUACUGCUGACUGCUUUGGACCGCUACCUCUGCAUUCAAAAGGCCCCCAGCUAUAAGACAGUGCUGACCCGCCGGCGAGCCCUGCUGAGCCUGCUGAUCCUCUGGAGUGCCACAAUCUUCAUCUCUUUCUUGCCUCUGAUGGGCUGGAGGUGUCACACAGAGCUUACUCCACCCUGUUCACGCCUCUUUCCCUACAUCAACCAGGGUUAUCUGGCCUGCUGGACCAGCUUCAUCCUUGUGCUUCUGGCUCUCAUUCUGGGGGCUUACGUUCUCAUCCUGUGGAAGGCCCACCGCCAUGAGUCCUCCAUGACCAACCUCCAGGGAGCAGCAGGUACAGGCCAGGCCCGCAUGAGGAUGGAUAUCAGGCUAGCACGUACCUUUGGUCUGAUCCUACUCAUUCUUGUGGGCUGCUGGCUUCCUGCACUCUCCUUCAUGUUAGCUGAUGUCUCUGUGAUCCUUACCCACACCCAACAGAGAGCCUUCGCCUUUUGCAGCACCCUCUGCCUGGUCAACUCUGCCGUCAACCCACUGCUGUAUGCACUGCGCUGUCGAGAGUUAAGAGUCGCUCUACUGCAGCUGCUACAGAAGCUGUGUGAGGUUGGGAAGUGUAAAAGAGCAGCAGAAUGCGUACCACCAGGGUUACCCUCUGCAGAAGAGUCCAGGAACAGAACCACCCGACUUAACUCGAUCUCAGAAGUGGUGAACAAUCAGAAAAUGAGUUAAGGAGUAGCUGUAGAUAGAGAAGUGUCUGUGUUUAUGGCAGCGUGCUUGGGGUGUAAAAACAGACAUUACUCACAACUUCACUGUAGAUUCAGAUUAAUAUCUAAAAUAUCUGUGAGCAGGAUUCAUCUAUCAUUCAUUCAUCAUACUCAAACUUGUCUUUUUGAUAGAAUUUACUGUGGUAAAGGCUGCUGUAGUAAAGACUAUUAAACAUAACUAAAAUAACUGGUGAUAACUAAGAUCAGAAAUGUAUAUAAUGUGGGAAACGUGCUACAAAUUUAGUUUUACUUGCAGUUACAAGAUACACGGAAAAGACAGCUUGUAAGAAGAAACCAUUAACCUUGGCAAAUAUUUUGUCACCAUGAGCUAUUAAUUUGAUCAUAUAAGUAUGGUAGGAUUUCAAAAUAUUGCUAUCUACAGCUAGGAGUGUUUUUACAUUUUGGUGAUGAGUGGAAGAAAGACACUAGUAACAGAUUUCAGUAGAAACAAUGCUAAAUAGGCUUUGGCAAACAUUUUAGUGUAUGUGACGAUCCAACCCAUAACCUUUAACCUCUCCACCCCCCGUGACUCUCUCUCUCUCUCUCUCUCUCUCUCUCUCUCUCUCUCCUUUUACAUGUGUCCUGUGAACUGAAGUGCUGACUUAACUUCUGGGUUCACCACACAGUAGAAAAGUGUAUUUAUUGUUCGUGUCCUUGUUUAUGUUUGAGGAUUGUCCCUCGGCGUGCAGGAAAAGAGGACCCUGUGGGUUGCCCUUCCUAUCUGCACAUGAAUGCCAGGACUCCACAAAGGCCCCUAGCACGGGAGGAUUUCACACAAUGUUCACCACAUGAAUCCCAAGCAGUGUGCCGAGGUAAAUGGGACACACGCCAGGAAGAGAACGAGCAUGGACGCUAGAACACUCUCUGCAAUGGUCACAACUGGCAGCUGCAGUGAAGAACAUAUUGACAGACAUUGACAUGCACUUAAACUCACAGGUGCCAUUGGAUACCAGACAGAACAUGUGUAAACUGCUAUAUCAACUGAUUAAAAAAUAAUACUUGACCAUA
Messenger RNA from Dicentrarchus labrax (European seabass), 2363 nucleotides. RefSeq names its product cannabinoid receptor 2 (gene cnr2). Bases 211 to 1320 code for a protein of 369 amino acids. NCBI's taxonomy places the organism in Eukaryota, Metazoa, Chordata, Actinopteri, Moronidae. The record is from RefSeq and is a predicted model, not a curated record. Gene Ontology annotation, biological process: cannabinoid signaling pathway. The transcript is spliced from 4 exons. Gene Ontology annotation, cellular component: membrane. Gene Ontology annotation, molecular function: cannabinoid receptor activity.